Molecule: messenger RNA, 1126 nt
Organism: Xyrichtys novacula (pearly razorfish)
Lineage: Eukaryota; Metazoa; Chordata; Actinopteri; Labriformes; Labridae
Source: the annotation of a GenBank genome assembly
AUGUCGGAAGUGCUACCUUUCAACGAAGAAAAUAUGAGUCAUUAUGGAAAUGAAGGCGACGAGGGACACCUUUCCUUCACCUGUCGUCUUCAAGACACCAACAACUUCUUCAAUGGCUCACAGAACAAACGUCCGCCCAAACUCGGGCAAAUAGGAAGGAGCAAACGGGGUGAUUAUCGAAUUAAGCCCUUCUUUUGUUUGCAUGCUGAUGUGUUUCAUGCGCACAUAGGUUACCACCUUCAUUAAGGAUGUCUGUGUGGAGACAGAGAGGCUGCACCCCUGCCUAGACAUGCUCCUCUGCAGAGACUCUAUAAUCUGUUUGCAUGCAUUUGAGUGGGAUGAAUUAGAUUUUAAAUAUUCUAUUCGCAUUGCAACACAAGUUGGAUGCGCAGUGCGUGCUGUUAAAUGCUUUCUGAAUGCUACUCAACAGUGUCACUUCUUCACUGAAUGGAUGGAAUGAUUGAGAUCCAGCCCGUAGUGUCAUGAUUUUUAUGUUUGCAUGAUCUCUUGCUGUUUUCCUCUUGUUUUUGCAUUUCCUUGAAAAAACUGAGACUUAUUGUGGUUGCCCAAACAUGCACAGACAGAUGCACACACAAGAGCACAGACACAACAUGGACUAACAUGGCAAACAGGCAGACAUGAAAGCUCUCUGCAUCUAAAGGUGCACAUGCAGAAUUCCAGCAAUGCACAUUCGGAAAUGUGCAUCACACACACACACACACACACACACACACACACACACACACACACACACACACACACACACACACACACACUGUCUCUCUCUCUCUCUUUCUCUCUCUCUCACACACAGAGGAUCAUGCUCAUGUUUAUCCGUCUCUUUCUGCAUGCCCCCCUGCUCUGUCAUGCAUGCACACAUCGCCUCUGCUCCGACAGCGCAGUGCUAAUGGUUCUGGGCUUUCAUGCCCUGCUGUCAGUUCAAUGGUGAAUUUUCAAGAUGAAUUUUCAAGACGCCAUACCAAGACGAGCCCCCCCCCCAACCCCUAACCUCAGUCCCUUCAUUAACUCUCUCUCUCUCUCCCUGUCAUCCACAGUUGUGAUUGAGGAUGAGAAUGGCGACGAUGAGGCAAAAAAUGGGACAGAGAAGACCCCGGCAGAGGCUUAG